CAGUCAGACAUUAGACAAAAAAAAAGCGAGCGAGGUACUGAAACUGCGAAAUUCUUUCAUUAUAUUUCUUAAUUUUUAUUUGCAAAAUGCAAAAUUACGCUUGACAAAAAGUGUGAACGUGAGCGAAGAAAACGAAAGAAUUUCAAUUGUGGUGUGAGGAAUAUUGUGCGCGUGAUUUCCAUUCGCCAAUUUUGCAAUUAUAUUUUUCGCAGAAAUAAGUGCCCCGCGACUACAGUUUGCUUUUGCUUAAUUUUUUUUUUUUUAUAACUAAAGUGUGCGACUACAUCUUUUUUCAAAUCUACAAUUUAAAGCAACAAGAGCAUUAAAUUUGUGUGUUGUCAAUUCCUCCGAGACCACCGCAAAAAACACCAUCAAUGAAAUCGCCAUAUUUCAUUUUUAAAAUUACAUGUAAUUUUUGUUGAGAAUUGUGUCGAACACGAAAAAUCAACGAAUUAGGCAGUGUUUCAUACAAUUUGGUCACCAAUAUAUGGUCGGAAAAGGUUAUAAUUGACUACUUCCCUUUGUCUGAACUUGUGGUGAGGCAGUAAGUGCACAGCUGCGACGAAUAAAAAAGUUUUGUUAAAUUAUUGUAAUAAAAUAUUGAAAAGUAAACUAAAUAACAUAGUUAAAAGAUGACUUCGACGAGCAACAAAAGUGAUACACCAGCGAGCAAUGGUGACAGCAACGCCGCUACGGGGAACAGCAUGGCGGCAGGUAACGACAAUGCAAGCUGUAGCGGCAGCAUCGAAGCGGAGUACAAUCGAAUUGCUAAUCGUCAGGGCUGGCACAGAUUCUACCAGGACAUUCGUGAUCGUUGCGAUCGUGAAGCUAGUGAAAAGCAAUUUGGCACUGCUGAAUCGGAGAAACCACAAAAUCGGUGUUUAAACAGAUACAGAGACGUAAAUCCCUACGAUCAUUCGCGCAUUAUCAUCCAUAGAGGCAGUGUAGACUAUAUAAAUGCUAAUCUUGUUAAGCUCGAACGUGCCGAACGUAAAUAUAUUCUAACACAAGGUCCGCUAGUCGACACCGUUGGCCACUUUUGGCUGAUGGUAUGGGAACAAAAUACUAAAGCCAUUCUUAUGCUGAACAAAUUGAUGGAGAAAAAGCAGGUCAAAUGUCAUCACUAUUGGCCGGAUAGAAAGGGCCCUGAAAAUGCAUUAAGAUUAAAUGAAGUUAACUUGACUGUUGAAUUUUUACGUUGUGAAGAAUAUCAGAACUUCUGCCGCAGAUGGUUCAAGCUAACAGAUCUUGAAUCGAAGACAAGCCGCGAGAUAUUACAAUUCCACUAUACAACAUGGCCGGACUUUGGUAUUCCCAGUUCACCAGUUGCGUUUUUACAAUUUUUAAAACAGGUGCGCGACUCUGGUGCACUCGAUGCGGAUGUGGGGCCCGCAGUGGUACACUGUAGCGCUGGAAUUGGGCGCUCUGGCACUUUUUGUUUAGUUGACUGCUGUCUAGUUUUGAUUGAAAAGGAAGGCGAGAGCAAAGUUUCUGUACAGGAUGUGCUCUAUGAAUUGCGCAGGUAUCGCAUGGGCCUAAUACAGACUGCAGAUCAAUUAUAUUUCUCAUAUCAGGCAGUUAUAGAGGGAAUCAAAUUGCUUAAGGAUCCAGAAUUUCUGAAUUACAAGGAGGAGCCAAUCAAUAGCAGUGACAAUGAGCACCACGAUCAGUAUGGCACAAUUGGUGGUGAUGUGCCACCACCUCUGCCUCCACGUACACAUUCCCUAGCACUGCCAAUGGCCGGCUGCAGCGCUGCCGGUGCACUAACGUUGAAUUUACAUGGCAAACCAUUACCAAAAAUACCGGCAAGCGCAAGUUUCAACGACGAACUAUACGCCAUGACCGACAAUGCACAACAUGCCAGCAAGGAUGCGUUGAAUAAUUUCAUAAACAACGAAAAAACUGCUGAAAACAUGUCAAACAGACCGCUACCACCACUACCGCCACAACCGCAACGCUCGCAAUCCUCGCUUGAACGCGUACAUGAAUCAGACAGCGAUGAAAAUGAGUUCUACGAAGACGAUAAUAGUGACGAUGACGAUAGUGAUGAUGAAGGACUUUAUAACUAUGACAAUUUGGACGAUAAGAACGCCAACGCCGUUAAUAAGCGGAGUAUAAGUAGUGAACGUGGUAGCGGCAGUGAUGGUGGCGGCGGCGGUGGUAAUGAGUUGUCAACGGAAAUUAAACAAAAUGGCACUGAUGGCUCCAAUAGCAAUCCGCUCGUGAUCGGUCCCGAAAAUGAGUUAAAACGGCGGAAACGUGUCGAACGACAGGCCAACAUCGAACAGAAAGUUAACGAGAUCAAGCGAAAACAGCGCGAAACGGAGGAAAGCAAGCAUGCGGCGAAGAAACGAAGGUCAUUAAUUACCUAUAUUGCGGCGGGUGUUGUUGUGGGUGUGAUUUGUGUGUAUGCAUAUUCGAAGCUAGCCUAAGGCCAAACAAGUUUAAACAAAUAAGGAAUGGUAAAUACAUAUGUACGUUUGAUCGACAUUAAAAAUGUCCCUAUCCCUGCCCUUCACAGCAUCAAUUGAUAGUUAACUUUUGUGUCGCGCGCACAUGCACUUAAAGCGCUUCAUAUAUAUACAUACAUAAAAACAUAUAUACAUAAUAUAUAGUACAUAUGUAUACAAUAACGCUCUCGCCAAUAGCAUUAGUAAGUAAUGCGUUACAUUUAAUUCAUUAGAACAUCUAAUUAGUAAAUGAAGUGAAGCUAAAAUCAAAUACAGAGUAAUAAUUUUGCAUGUAAUUGAAAAGCAUUUAACACGCAAGUGUAUAUGUAUAAAUUAUGUAACUACAAAUACAAAUGUAGUUAUGCAGUAGACGAGUAAGUUUUAAAAUUUCGAACAAUUUUUAAAAAGUUAACUAAACAAGCUAACGAAGUUUCCAUACAAAAGUUGGGUAUUUCCAGAGAGAUUGGCAAAUGCUUUUUGAGUCAAUGCAUAUACAGUAUAAUUUUCCAUACAUAUACAAUUUUCGAUCGACUUCAAAAGGGGUGGGACUAUAUUUUUGAUUGUAUUCGCAGCUCGCGCAGGAAAACACACCCCAUGCAUAUGAAAAACACACAUGCAUGCAUUGAUUGUAUAUUUAUAGCUAUAGAGUACCACUUAUAAGACUCAUGCCAAGUUCUUUUUUUUAUAUUAUUGCUAUCUGACUCUAGAUGCAUACAUAUGAACAAACUUCUGAAAUAAACUAUUAACUAUUUUAAGUUUAACUUUACUACGUUGCGUCAAAUACUAUGCAUACAAUAAUUUAAUUAAAAUCGUGUAGUAAAUAUAAAUUAUUUCUUUUUUUUUGCACUAAAAUCCAAAUGUAGCGCUCAAUUAUUAAACGACUGUCACAACUCAAAAAGCAUGAUUAUUGAGAUAAUGAUACAAAAUAAAUGAUUAUAUCAUGGUUCAUUUUGUUGUAACAUCUUCAUGCCAAAAUCUUUUGUAGUUUCUGCGUGAAAGGAGAGAGUUUCUGCAACUCAAUUUAAAACUUAGCGCGCCUCUCCUGCAAAAAACGUGCAUUUUGCGUUGUGACAGCCUUUUCGGAAAUGACAAAAUGUACAUAUUUACUAACAAUCCUUUAUCAAGCGCGGCUUCACUUGCUCAGAUCGCCUCAUUCGGAGAACUACAUUAUGAUUGAAAAGUGAAAUAGAUAUAUAUGUAUUUCAAACGAAACCUAAACGAUAGGAAAAUACAAAACAAAAUUAGUGGCAGAAUGCAAAUGAUUGAACUGUAAUAGACUGAGAAUGUAAGAGAAAAGGAAAUCGAAAAUAAUCUAAAACCAACGACUUCUUUGUGAACAUUUACAAAUCAUGGCAAGUAAAAUAAAUUAUAUAUUAUAUCUGCAUUCAAAAGAUAAAGUAAAGAACUGCGUUUUCCAUACUUCUGAUAAAAUCAUAUUUUGUAACUUCAGAAUAGCACACACAAAUAAAACAUCAGAGUGUUAACAGAUGUGGAUAUUUAAAUCAAAAAUUGCUAUAAUUUUAGCCUUAGUCGCUGGCCCAGAAAAAAGUUUUAAAAUUUCCUUGGAUUUUCACUGUUUGUUUUGAAUUAAUAUUAUUUAAUUCCGGAAGUUGCUAUUGCAUCUUUGUUCCGUUUCAUACAGUCCGGUUGCGGUGAAAAGCAAAAGCAAGUAAACAGAAACCUAAUUUUUCAAAUUUUUCGGAUGCUGAAAUUUGCAGUUCGCACAAAUACUACCGGGUUCACAGGGGUACAGUCGCGCAGUGAACAAUACUUUUAGUGUAAUUAGUAAUUUUCAAGCAAAAAACAAAAGUGACUUCAAUUCUUAUAUAAAAAUUUAAGAUUAUCGUUAAUUUCUUCAUGAUCCAGUGAUCGGAUUUAAACCAAAUUAGUAUGGGCCCACCUGUGAGUUAGCACCUCACCUCAAGAAGUAUUGAAAUCGGUUAACGUGGUCCAAAGUUAUGCGGUAACAUACAUAAAAAAAAUAAAAUAUUCCGACGAAUU
Molecule: messenger RNA, 4451 nt
Organism: Rhagoletis zephyria (snowberry fruit fly)
Lineage: Eukaryota; Metazoa; Arthropoda; Insecta; Diptera; Tephritidae
Gene: Ptp61F
Product: Protein tyrosine phosphatase 61F
Biological process (GO): negative regulation of receptor signaling pathway via JAK-STAT; peptidyl-tyrosine dephosphorylation; negative regulation of ERK1 and ERK2 cascade
Cellular component (GO): nucleus; cytoplasm
Molecular function (GO): protein kinase binding; non-membrane spanning protein tyrosine phosphatase activity
Source: RefSeq, a predicted model, not a curated record